AUGAAACUUAAUCAGGCCAACAAUUUCUGGACACAUCGCCUGAUUACUUUGGGAUCUGUUGAGAAAAAACAGCACCCUUUAGACAACCUCGGUGAACAAAUACGCCGUAUCACGCUGCACAAAAUUAAAACGAGAAUAUGUGCUUGCAGCGAAAAUCUCACGAUGCUUGGAGCUGAGUGUUUGCAGAUCCCAAAACACCCAACUGCACACAUCCUAUUGGUCUUCAUGGAGGAAACCACACCCUCUUUUCAAUCUUCUGCAACAACCAUCAAGCCGAACACGGGUUUGCUGUGGGCCUUCCCUAACUUCUUUGCGCCAAACGGUUCUGGCACUUAUGAGCACCGAAAUCAUGUUUGGAAGGAAUUGACAACAGUUUCCGUUUCAGAGAGGUUCUGUGAAAAAUCGGUGACAACAGUUUCAAGUUCAACGACGGCUUAUCCGAUAGCAGCAAACGGUCGACAUGUUGAUCACAAGACGAGUAGCUUGGCAAAUCUAGCGUGCCCUAUCUGGGCCCCACAAUUCAAGGAGAUGGGCAUGGAAACCCCCAAAACCAAAGAACAUUAUAGGGCAAUUGCUAGCCGAACACGGGUUUGCUGUGGGCCUUCCCCAACUUCUUUGCGCCAAACGGCUCUGGUACUUAUGAGCACCGAAAUCGUGUUUGGAAGGUCACCCGGAGACACCAUUGGCAGGUUCAAUUCCCAGUCACCUUCUUUGGGCGCCCGCCAAUCCUUGAUUAAUGCGAAAGUCAUCAUGGCCACAAACUAUUUGCAAUUCAGGUCAGAUCCAGUUUUAGUUGAGGUGGAUAUUCCGAAGUUCAGCCAAAUGAAGUUUUACAAGCAUCGAUUCCAUCAGAAAGUCUUCUACAAUCGUUUCUCUUGUCCAACUUCGUUCUCCGUGGUGACCCGCAUUCCCCGCGCCAGCGUGCAUCGUGUUAUGAGACGCCACCUUCAUCUCUGCCCGUAUCAUUUCACUUUAUUACAAAACACCACGGAACAAGACAAGGAGCAACGUGUCACGUUCGCUAACUGGCUGCUGGACAAUGAAGAAGUCCAGCAGUCCAGUCCUGUGGAGCAAUGA
Messenger RNA from Opisthorchis viverrini, 1077 nucleotides. RefSeq lists its product as hypothetical. NCBI's taxonomy places the organism in Eukaryota, Metazoa, Platyhelminthes, Trematoda, Opisthorchiida, Opisthorchiidae. The transcript is spliced from 9 exons. The record is from RefSeq and is a predicted model, not a curated record. Bases 1 to 1077 code for a protein of 358 amino acids.